Molecule: messenger RNA, 3593 nt
Organism: Pelobates fuscus (common spadefoot toad)
Lineage: Eukaryota; Metazoa; Chordata; Amphibia; Anura; Pelobatidae
Product: ceruloplasmin-like
Exons: 20
Cellular component (GO): plasma membrane
Molecular function (GO): signaling receptor activity; oxidoreductase activity; copper ion binding
Source: RefSeq, a predicted model, not a curated record
GUUUCUCCCCAUCUGAUGUCAACUGAACAUGAUCUCUUUGGUGUGCUGAGCUGCUAUUUAGUUCCAGGGAAGAGGUCAUUGCAGAGAGAUCAAACUUUUUACCAUAAGCAGAAUGAAUGCUGUUCCAUCAAGAAUAGAAAAUAUACCUGAUCACUGACAUGGAAGGUUAUUUUAAUUUGUGCACAUUAGAGAGGAAGAUGUCAUAAUAAGAUUAUGGUUAUGCAAAUGCUCAUUGCUGGCAAGUCUGUUCUAGCUAUAUAUAUAUGAGGUGUAGUCACUGUCUCAACAUUAUUCUGGAAAGCAAAGUUCAAGAUGAAGCUCGUUGCAAUAUCCGUACUGUUCUUUUUCGGGGUCAUCUGCAAAGCUGGAAGAAUUAAAACAUUUUAUGUUGCAAUUAAAGAAAUAUAUUGGGACUAUGCCCCUUCUAAGAUGAACAACAUAUCAGGAAAAUCAAUAGCUGAUGAUGAACACGCAUCCAUAUUUUUAUUGAAUAAUACAAACAGAAUUGGACAAAUUUAUAAGAAAGCUGUUUACCUACAAUACACUGACGACACCUAUAAAGUAGAAAUUAAAAAACCAAACUGGCUGGGAUUUCUGGGACCUAUUUUCAGAGCAGAAGUUGGAGAUACCAUCAUUGUUCAUCUUAAGAACUUUGCAUCUAGAGCAUACAGUUUGCACCCACAUGGGGUUGAGUACACAAAAGAGAAAGAAGGUGCACUGUACCCUGAUAACAAUCCAGAGGCGCUUAAGAAAGGUGCAUAUGUCAAGCCCGGUGAAUCUUAUACUUACAAAUGGGAUGCCGUGUUGAGCCAAGGGCCGACAGAAAUGGAGGAUGAUUGUGUGAUAAGAGCAUAUCAUUCUCAUAUAGAAACCACUCAUGAUGUUUACUCAGGCCUUGUUGGAGGCUUGCUAAUUUGCAAAGAAGGUUUCCUUGAUAAAGGAACGUACAAAUCAUUUGAGGAGUUUGUCAUGAUGUUUUCUGUGGUAGAUGAGAAUCUUAGUUGGUAUUUGGAUGAUAAUAUUAAAACAUUUUGUACUGACCCAGACUCGGUGGACAAAGAAGAUGAGAGCUUCCAGGAGAGCAAUAAAAUGCAUUCAAUCAAUGGAUACAUGUUUGGGAACCUCCCUGGGCUGUCCAUGUGUAACAACAAAAAAGUUAAAUGGUAUUUGUUUGGCAUGGGAAAUGAAGUAGAUAUUCAUUCUGUAUACUUUUAUGGACAAGUUUUAACCCUACAGCAUUAUCGUGUGGAUACUAUUAAUCUAUUUCCUGCAACAAUGGUCCAGGGUGAAAUGUUAACAGACAACAUUGGAAAAUGGCUUCUCACCUGCCAAGUUAAUGAUCACUUAGAAGGUGGUAUGCAGGCAAUUUAUGAAGUGAGAAGUUGCACAGAACCUACAAGGCAAAGCAAAUAUAGUCCACAAGCAUAUGUAAGGCACUAUUACAUUGCUGCUGAACAGGUUCUAUGGAAUUAUGGUCCAUCAUUAACAAACCAAUUUACGGGAGAGAAAUUAGACGAUCCUGAAAGUGACUCAGCAAUAUAUUUUGAGCAAAAUGAAAUGCGAAUUGGAGGGUCCUACAAGAAAAUUGUAUAUGUGGAAUACGAAGACGCGACAUUUACAAAACGCAAAAAAAGGUCUGCUGAAGAAAAACAUCUUGGAAUCCUGGGACCUGUCAUCCAAGCACAAGUAGGAGAUGUAGUAAGGGUAACAUUUAGAAACAAUGCAAAGCGACCAUACAGUAUCCAGGCACAUGGAGUGAGCUACACCAAAACCAUGGAAGGUGCUUCAUACAGAACCAGUGAAGAUGCUGAAGGUGAAUAAAGUUUUUGUUUAAACAAUGAUGCUUCCACUGCUGCUUCCCAUGUUGCUCCUGGAGGUACAUUCACAUAUGAAUGGGAUAUACCAGAAUCUGUUGGCCCGGAUGCUAAUGAUCUAAACUGCUUACCCUGGAUUUACUUCUCAUCUGUGGAUCCUAUCAAAGACAGCAAUACGGGCCUUGUGGGUCCUUUAUUAGUAUGCAACAACUUAAUUGGAAACAAACAGAUAAGUCACAAUUUCUUUAUGUUGGCGACUAUAUUUGAUGAGAACAAGAGUUGGCUACUUGAUGAAAAUAUAAAGUUUUUCACAAACAAUUCUGAUAAUGUGGACAAGGAAGACCCAGAGUUCCAGGAGUCUAACAAGAUGCACUCUAUAAAUGGGUAUAUGUUUGGAAAUCAGCCUGGUCUGGAUAUGUGUGUCGGAGAUACAGUCCUUUGGCAUAUGAUGGGCAUUGGGAAUGAAGUAGACAUGCAUGGAAUCCAUUUUACUGGAAAUACCUUUAAAGAUCAUUCAGGAAGAAGAGAUACAGCAAGCAUAUUCCCACACAUCUCGUAUUCUGUUACCAUGAAACCAGACAAUGAAGGUAUCUUUGAUGUGGAGUGCAUGACCGUAGACCAUUUUGUAGCAGGAAUGAAGCAGCAUUAUGGAGUUAAAGCAUGUCGGCUGCCGAUACCAGACUUUUCAAACAAAGUUACACAAACCUAUUACAUUUCGGCUGAAGAAGUAGAAUGGGACUACUCUCCAAAUCGCACCUGGGAGCAUGAGCUUUAUAAGAAUCACGAUAAGAGUCCCGGAGAUAUAUUUUUAAACCAAGGCAACUCAUUUAUUGGUUCGAAGUAUAUAAAGGCAUUGUAUCAGGAAUAUACUGAUAAAACAUUUGCAACACCCAAACAAAGAACUACGACAAAAGAACAUAUGGGACUUUUAGGCCCACUUAUAAAAGCAAAUGUAGGAGAGAAAAUUAAAAUCAUAUUCUAUAACAAGGCAAGCAGACCAUAUUCAAUGUAUGCCCAUGGUGUAAAAAUUGAUGGAGAUUACGUAGAGGCAGCUGAACCAGGUGAAACAAAAACCUACAUCUGGAGCAUACCUGCAAGGUCGGGGCCUAGCAGAAAAGGGGAUUUAAGCUGUAUAACGUGGGCCUACUAUUCAAAUGUCAAUCAAGUAAAGGAUACGUAUAGUGGUUUGAUUGGUGCUCUUCUGAUUUGCAAGCAAUCAUCUUUCAACAAUCAACCUCUGGAAAGGUCACAUUUGGAAUUCCCACUCCUUUUUAUGAUUUUUGAUGAAAAUCAAUCCUGGUACCUGGAUGAAAACAUUCAAACAUUUGCCAAGGUUCCCAACAGCGUCAAUAAAGAAGACGAAGAUUUUAUUGAAAGCAAUAAAAUGCAUGGUAUAAAUGGAAAAUUGUAUGCAAAUUUACACGGCCUCACAAUGCAAGUUGGAGAUCAUAUCACUUGGUACCUGAUCGGAAUGGGAAACGAAGUGGAUCUGCACACAGUGCAUUUCCAUGCACACAGCUUUCAGUAUAAGAGAGGUUACAUGUAUCAGACCGACGUGUUUGGGCUUUUCCCUGGGACAUUUCAAACUGUUGAAAUGAUUGCAGUUGUUCCUGGCACUUGGCUGCUGCAUUGUCAUGUGGCAGACCACAUGACCGGAGGAAUGGAGAUAACGUACACUGUACUGGAAGAAGAGAAAGGAACAAUUGGAAAAUUGAUUGAGCAACUGUCAAAAUCUUAAAAUAUUUCAGAAUUAAAUAUCCUGCAUGGCCUAAAAAAAUA